Molecule: messenger RNA, 1155 nt
Organism: Sporothrix brasiliensis 5110
Lineage: Eukaryota; Fungi; Ascomycota; Sordariomycetes; Ophiostomatales; Ophiostomataceae
Product: myo-inositol-monophosphatase
Exons: 1
Coding region: 1-1155 (384 amino acids)
Biological process (GO): sulfate assimilation
Molecular function (GO): 3'(2'),5'-bisphosphate nucleotidase activity
Source: RefSeq, a predicted model, not a curated record
AUGGACAGCCCAUACAAGCGUGAGCUCCAGGUGGCCAUUCGGGCCGUCGAGCAGGCGGCGCGUGUAAGCCAGGCCGUUCUACCGGACACAGACAAAGGUGCCGUCGAGAAGGACAACCUGGGCCCUGUCACAAUUGGGGACUUUGCCAUUCAGGCUUUGCUGACGGCAUCGCUGCACGCGGCGUUCCCGGACGACAUAUUUGUCGGCGAAGAGGACGCCAGCGCGCUGCGUACUGAUCCUGUGCUGUGCGAGCGCGUCUGGACGACACUCCAGCGGACGGUGGACACGAGCGCCGCACCCAGCACCGGCGCACAAUGCGUGCUGCCGACGAGCGAAGCCGACCUGUGCGACACAAUUGACCGGUGCCAGAACGCUCCCGGGCCCGGUCGCGUGUGGGUGUUUGACCCGAUCGACGGGACCAAGACGUUUUUGCGGCGCGAGAUGUAUGCCAUUAAUGUGGCCCUGCUCGUCGACGGGCAGCAGACGGUGGCCGUCGUGGGAUGCCCCCUGCUGUCGCCCGAUGCAGAGACGGGCGACACGGCUGCAACGGCAACGAUCCAGAACGACUCUAUUGACCCAACGGGACGAGGCAGCCUUUUCUUUGCCGUCAAGGGUUACGGGGCCUAUGCGCGGCCCCUGUUUGAGGCGUCGCGACAGAACAGAGGAUCGGUUCUCGCUGUGGCCGCAACGGCAGUGCCGAGACGCCUGCCCCGCUACGCUGCACCCUCGCCGUCGUCACAAACAGUCCUACGGCCUGUUACGUGCUAUUUUCUCCAAGAAUCGGCCCUCGACGACGUGCACCGGGCCGUGGCAGACCGGCUAGGCGUCCCCUUUCCCGGCAGCGACCUGCUAGGAUGGGUGCCUCGGUGGUCCGCGCUGGCGACGGGACGGGCCAACAUGACCGUUUGGGUGUACCGGCGGCGCGACAGGCACGCCAAGAUCUGGGACCACGCAGGUGCCAUGCUGUUGUUUGGGGAGGUGGGUGGCAAGAUCACCGACGUGGACGGCAAGCCGCUGGACCUGUUGGCCGGCCGGAUCUUGGUCAACAACUUUGGAUUUGUCGCAGCGCCGGUCGACGCGCACGAGGCGGUGCUGAAGGCGGUACAUGCCGUGCUGCGUGAUCAAGGACGGACCGAUUUGUUGGGUCCGAAUUGA